Messenger RNA from Bicyclus anynana (squinting bush brown), 794 nucleotides. RefSeq names its product carbonic anhydrase 1 (gene CAH3). The record is from RefSeq and is a predicted model, not a curated record. The annotation marks the transcript as partial. Gene Ontology annotation, cellular component: cytoplasm. Lineage: Eukaryota; Metazoa; Arthropoda; Insecta; Lepidoptera; Nymphalidae. The transcript has 5 exons. Gene Ontology annotation, molecular function: carbonate dehydratase activity; zinc ion binding.
UUACCAGCGGAACAAAUAUCGAAGCUCAGAGCAUCACAGUCUCCGAUAGCCAUCUCCGUGCAUCGCUGCCCCACGUGGUCGUCGCUAGAGCCUCUGCGCUUCAAGCAGUACUGGGACAACGACUCCAAUGGCGUCUUGCUCAAUACGGGACAAACUGCGUACUUCACGUUCGACACGCCGUCCAGACCUCGUCUCAGUGGAGGGCCUCUGAUAGGCGAGUACAUAUUCGAGCAGAUGCACUUCCACUGGUCGGUGGACGACUUCACGGGCUGUGAGCACGUGCUCGAUGGACACGGAUACGCAGCAGAGUGCCAUCUCGUACAUUACAACAGUAAGUACCAGUCGCUGGAGGCGGCGGUGGCUCACGCCGAUGGUCUGGCCGUGGUCGGAUACCUUCUGGAGGCAACCGACGCCCCCAACCCAAGUUUUGACAAGUUCGUCGAAGGAUUAGAACAGAUAAGGAAGCCUGAGAACAGUGUGGUAGUUUCAUCAGAGUCCUUGGUAUGGAUGGAUAGCGAAGACGUGGCUAAGGGUAGUUACGUCACUUACAAGGGCUCGCUUACCACGCCGCCCUACACCGAGUGUGUCACAUGGAUCAUAUACGAGAAACCAGUGCAAAUUGGGAGCGAGCAGCUGGGUCUUCUGCGGCAGUUGGAGGGCACUAACAGCAUCCCUAUUGAGAGGAACGUGCGUCCCACCCAGAGACACCCCCCGGGACAUUCGGUGAUAUACGUUAAACAAGUGAAGGCGAAACUAUGACACCUCUACGCCAGAUGUCCAAAUAAAUUCAGUUA